AUGUCCACCAACCGGCGCCUUGACACCAGCGCCCCUUCCUCACCACCUAGGGAUGACAGUGUUGAGCCUAUUGAUGCCGAGUUCAAGCACAUCAUGGAAGAGGAGGCCAAGGCCCGCGCUGCUAAUGAGAAGAAGACCAAGGCGGCUAAGAAGGCACAGAACGCCAAGAAUCGCCGCAAGAAGAAGAACGAGCUGAGCAAGGAGGAGAGGCAGAAGAGAGCCAGGGAGCUCGAGGGCCUGCUGGCCAGGUCCGCCGCUUUCAGUGACAUGCUUGUCACCAAGACCCAGGCCUUGGGCCGAGUCGGAACCGGUCUGGAAGGCGAAGCGCUUGGAGACCACAAGCUCGCCAUGGCAACCCAACCCAAGCUCAUGACCGGCGGCGAAAUGCGUGAUUACCAGCUCGAAGGUCUCACCUGGAUGGCUGAGAUCUGCAUCCAAGGCUUGUCUGGCAUUCUUGCCGACGAAAUGGGUCUCGGCAAAACCGUUCAGACAAUCUCUCUCAUCGCUCAUACCAGAGAGCAAAACUACUUGGGCCCCCACCUCAUCGUUGCACCCCUGAGCACAUUGUCCAACUGGAUGGAUGAGUUCGAGAAGUGGUGCCCCAGUAUCCCCGUUGUGCUGUUUCAUGGCGAUGCUCAACAGCGCGCAAAGAUCAAGAAGGAACGCCUCGACCCCAACAUGAAGAACGGGAUGCCUACCAAGAAGUUUCCAGUCGUCUGCACUUCAUACGAAAUGGUUCUUAGGGAAAGAGCUACUCUAGCAAAGUUUCAGUGGGCUUUCGUCAUAAUUGACGAGGGUCAUCGUAUGAAGAAUUUCGAAUCCAAGCUGUUUCAGGAGCUCGAGAACUUCACCUCUGCGACCCGACUCCUCAUUACGGGCACGCCACUUCAGAACAACCUUAGGGAGCUCUGGGCUCUUCUCCAUUUCCUCAUGCCAGGCAUCUUCAAGGACUGGGAGGCUUUCGAAGAGUGGUUCAAUUUCGAUGAUCUACAGGACGAGGAGGGCACCGAGGAGUUCAUCGCCGACCGCGAGAAUCAAGAGUUGAUCAAGAAGAUCCACGUCAUUCUCCAGCCUCUUCUUCUUCGUCGGGUCAAGGCAGAUGUUGCCGCCCACCUCCCCAAGAAGCGCGAGUACAUCCUUUUCGCCCCGAUGACCAAGGAGCAGACGGACAUCUACAAUGCCAUCAACGAUAAGAAGGUCGACACUCGCGCGUACCUGGAGAAUAAGGUCGUCGAGCGGCUCACUGCUACCAUUGGUGCCCCCGUCGAGAAGGGAGUGGCCGCGGUCAAGGAAAUAGACAUUCCCAUCAGAAGCAGUCCCAGAAAGUCAAAGACGAAGGCGACGCCCGAGUCAAAGAAGCCAAAUGCCUUCGCGGCUAUGAUGAGCCGAGCUAGAAGUUCGUCCAGCAAGGCCGAAAACGCAUCAAAGGAUACGUCUACUAUCCCUUUCAAGACAUCAUCCCGCGCUAGCUCCAAGCGCAAAGAGGCACCUGCCUCCGAGACCCCACAGGCGAAGAGCGCCAAGUCGUCUCGACACUCGACCCCUUCUACUACCAGCCGAGGCCGGGUUACCCGUGGAAGACGCCGCUAUGUCGACUCCGAUCCCGACGACGAGGACAAGCUUUCCGACGACGAGUUUGAGGCAAAACUGGCAAGGGAAGCCGAGGAGGACGACAGCGAUGAUAAGACCAUUGUCAUGUCUGCCGAGGAGCAGCACCGGGCCAAGAUUUUGGAACAGGCCAAGAAGGAGAUGAGCGCGAAGAAGCUAGGCAAUCCUGACAUGCAACUUCGCCUUGUGUGCAACAGCCCACACAAUUUCUUUGACCCUUGGAGCUAUGAAGGUGCUCCUCCGGUCGACGAGAGUAUCGUCACCUCUUCUGGAAAGAUGCUCAUGCUCGAUCGACUCCUGCCAACUUUGUUCGCCAAGGGUCACAAGGUGCUGAUAUUCAGUCAGUUCAAGACGCAGCUCGACAUUCUCCAGGACUACUGCGAGCUUCGCAAGUGGAACGCCUGCCGUCUUGAUGGAUCCGUUUCCCAGGAGAGCCGUCGUGAUCAGAUCAAGGAGUUCAAUGAGAACCCUGACUUCAGGAUUUUCUUGCUCUCGACGCGCGCCGGCGGUCAAGGUAUCAACCUCGCUAGCGCUGACACUGUCGUUCUCUUUGACAGCGACUGGAAUCCGCAGCAGGACCUUCAGGCUCAGGACCGCUGCCACCGGAUCGGUCAGACCCGCCCCGUCAUCGUCUACCGACUUGCCACCAAGGGCACUGUCGAGGAGGAGCUCCUUCUUAGCGCUGAUGCCAAACGUCGCCUCGAGAAGCUGAUCAUCAAAAAGGGCUCGUUCAAGACAAUGGGCCAGAAGGUGAACCUCAAGGAGGACCUAGACAAGGAGACCCUCAAGUCUCUGUUGUUGAAGGAUGGUCAGAUCUUCAACCAGUCGGGGGAUCACGAGAUCCUCAGCGACAAGGAUCUGGAGGUGCUUUGCGACAGGAGCGACGAGGCUUACGCCCAAGCCGCCCAGGGCACUGCAAAUGCCGAUGGGUACAAGGUUAUCGAGACAACCUCCGGUGGCAUCACCAUCGCCGGCCAGGACACUGUUUAA
Molecule: messenger RNA, 2598 nt
Organism: Colletotrichum navitas
Lineage: Eukaryota; Fungi; Ascomycota; Sordariomycetes; Glomerellales; Glomerellaceae
Product: SNF2 family domain-containing protein
Exons: 4
Coding region: 1-2598 (865 amino acids)
Cellular component (GO): nucleus
Molecular function (GO): ATP-dependent chromatin remodeler activity; DNA binding; ATP binding
Source: RefSeq, a predicted model, not a curated record